CAUUUACGUUAAGGACGAAGGGAUCUUUAAAACUCCCCGUUCCGGAUACAGACGUCGCCGUCAUGCCAGCUGGCAGACUCGGCUCGCAGUACAGUAUCGACUGACGGCGAUCCAACGGAGCAUCAUCCGUCGGCCCCAUGUUGUCUCUGUGUGUGGGUAUGCUGCUUCAGCUUUUCGCACAUCAUAGCUCAGAGUGAGCCAAAUUUUAAGGCCUGUUUUGUAAGACGUGAUUCGAACACGCGACCUCAAGAGAAAAACCGUGUAGCUUACCGUACGUGGAUCUGCGCAAGGUAAAUAAAUAGAAUAAAGCUGUUGCGCGGAUAAAUCAGGCGAAUGCACAGGGUUUUAUGUGAAGAAUUGUGAGAUUAUUGUUUGUAUUUUAGUUGUCCUUUUCAGGCACGCUUGGUCUGGCACCGUUUAGGUUCGCUUUGUCUUUAGUGUUUGUCUGUUGUGAUGCUUUAGCUUCAACUUCGUCGUCGCUUCGGUUCCCGUCAAAUGCCGUGAAAUAUCUGGUAAGAAGAGAGGACCUGUGCUGCUUGCACAACGACGAAGCUUUUCCUCGGCCUCUCUCGUCGCUCUGGGAGAGGAAGAGGGAGAAAACGAAAGAGAAGAAAGGGAAAAUAAGACGGGGUCGUUUCAGCAUAAUAUUGGCAAUUUUUGUUGCGGCAGCGGGAGAGAUUAGGGUUUCAAAGGCGAUAGCAUGAUGGAGCAGUUUAUCAAUUUUGUGAUUCGGCCUCCCAGGGCGGAGUAUAGUCCAGAUCAGUACCUGUGGGAGAAGGAAUUUACCCUUGCAGGACGGAAGUACUGCAGACAAGAUUUAGAGAUCAAGAAUGAUCGGGGCCAUGUCUUGCAAUGCAGUCACUAUCUUCCAUCACCAUUUCUAGAAGACUCAUCACUUCCUUGUGUUAUUUACUGCCAUGGAAACAGUGGCUGUCGAGCAGAUGCUAAUGAGGCAGCAGUUAUACUUCUACCUUCGAACAUUACAGUUUUCACUCUUGAUUUUUCUGGCUCAGGCCUGUCCGAUGGUGAUUUUGUGAGUCUAGGAUGGCAUGAGAAAGACGACCUCAAAGCAGCUGUUUCCUAUCUGCGUAGUAUGAAAAAUAUCUCUUGCAUUGGGCUAUGGGGAAGAUCAAUGGGUGCUGUUACAAGCCUUCUUUAUGGAGCAGAGGAUCCAUCAAUUGCUGGGAUGGUAUUGGACAGCCCAUUUUCAAAUUUAUUUGAUCUCAUGAUGGAACUGGUUGAUGUCUAUAAAAUUCGCCUUCCCAAAUUUACGGUGAAAGUGGCUGUCCAGUAUAUGCGACGGGUUAUUCAAAAGAGAGCUGGCUUUGAUAUAAUGGAUCUAAAUGUUGCCCAGAUAGCUCCAAAAACCUUCAUUCCAGCGCUGUUUGGACAUGCAACUGAAGAUGUAUUCAUCCAGCCACAUCAUUCUGACAGCAUUUUCGAAUCAUAUGCGGGAGACAAGAAUAUAAUUAAGUUUGAGGGUGAUCACAAUUCUGCACGUCCCCAGUUCUACUAUGAUUCAGUGUCAAUCUUCUUCUAUAAUGUCCUUCGCCCUCCACAACUGCCAGCUACAGGGACUCCUGCAGCUGAUAAAUAUUUUGAGCUUGGCGCAUUACGGCUGGGCAAUGCAGUGGAUGAGAAUUUACUGUAUGAGAUCAUCACUGGAAUCCGUAUGCUAGAGCCUGGAGCAGCUAGCUCUUCUUCAGCUCCUUGCACAACCAAUGGAUCCAGCAUGCCUUUACCAAAUGAAGCACUUCAUGAGUCCGAGUCUUCUGCAGAAAUCCAGAAAAUGAUUGUGCCAGAAGGAACCAUAGAACAACAUGAUGUUGUCUUUGAGCUAGGGGGAGAUGAGGUAGAAUCAUGUUCAGGACGGGGUAAAGGGAAUGGUCAAAAUGAUGACUGCUCCUCAUAUUCAAGCUCAAAUCGUGAAAGUUGGGGAAGAUGUUCUUCCUUGGGAGUGAGUGAUGAAGAGUCAUCCAUUGAAAACUUUGCACCUUUUUCCUUGAAUGCAAAUGAUGAACAGGCAGAUAAAGUAGAUGCACUAAAAGGGUUAACUGCACCCAAGAAAGUUCCGAAGGCAAAAACUGAGAAAUUGGAAGCUUUAGGUCAGCGGGUAAGAUUGAGCAUCCUAAAAAGGAUACGCCACAAGAACAACAGUUCUACAUGAUUGCUAUAUUAUUUGGUAAUAUACUAGUCACUUUCAAAUAUUUUUGCAAAGCGUUAAUCGUGUAUGUGCAGCAGAAUUACUUUCUGCUCAAUUGAAAUAUAUCAUAUUUCUCGGAGAUGUAUAUCACACUUUUCCAUGCCUAGGGCAUUGAUUAACAAGAGGAAACUGCAGUUUAUUUGUAUCAUAGACUGGUCAUCAUGUAUAGGACUGCAUCAUUGAAGAAUUUUUUCAGUAUCUGCUAACAUAAAGUUCGUCCUUUCUCCGGUGUUUUGAGGGAGAAUAGCUAUAUUUCUGUAAAUUGCAUCCUUUUCGGUGUCUUGAAAGACUAUUCUUCUGUAAGUCCUUAUUUAACUAAUUUUGAGAAGCUGCAGUGCAUGAUGUAGCUUUGUCAA
This is a messenger RNA of Cryptomeria japonica (Japanese cedar), 2559 nucleotides long. RefSeq lists its product as uncharacterized. The transcript has 14 exons. Lineage: Eukaryota; Viridiplantae; Streptophyta; Pinopsida; Cupressales; Cupressaceae. The coding region runs from base 701 to 2167 and encodes 488 amino acids. The record is from RefSeq and is a predicted model, not a curated record.